CCGCCCAUGCUUCCCCGGGCGGCCGCGGACGAGAUAUGAGCCGGCGCGGAACCGCCGCCGCCGCCGCCCUCCUAGAUGGACCCCUCCGAUCGCCCCGCCGUCGUCUUCGACAACGGCACAGGGUAUAGCAAGCUUGGGUUCGCUGGCAAUUCUGAACCAACUUUCACCAUCCCUACCGUAGUAGCUGUCAAUGAAUCUUUCUUGGACCAAUCAGAGCAGUGCAGCAGUGCGAAUUGGUUAGCACAGUACAAUGCAGGUGUCAUGGCCGACCUUGAUUUUUUUAUCGGGGACGAGGCUCUCUCGCAUUUCAAAUCUAGUGGCCUGUACAGUUCAAGAAGCCCAAUUCAUCAUGGUCAGGUUAAUGAUUGGGAUACAAUGGAGAGAUUCUGGCAGCAAUCCAUUUUCAAUUAUCUACGCUGCAAUCCUGAAGAACACUAUUUCCUUCUUACGGAUAGCCCCGUCAGUACGCCUGAAAGUCGUGAAUGUAUGGGAGAAAUAAUGUUUGAGACCUUUAAUGUCCCUGGUCUAUAUAUUUCUGUCCAAUCUGUGCUCAGCCUCUCUGCUGGAUUUGCGUAUCUGAAAAGUCUUUCUGAAGAGGAGUCAGAUUCUGAGUCUGAUAUGACAGGUGUAGUAGUUGACAUUGGGGAUGGAGCCCCACAUAUUGUGCCAGUUGUUAACGGCUAUGUAAUUGGGAGCAGCAUAAAGUCUUUUCCUCUAUCUGGAAGUGAUGUAACUCAGUUUGUUCUGCAGCUCUUACAGGAAAGAGGUGAGCUUCUUCCACCUGAUGAUGCUUUGGAUAUAGCUCGUAGGGUGAAAGAAACGUAUUGCUAUACUUCCUCAGACAUUGUCAAGGAGUUCAAGAAACUUGACAGCAAGCCUAGUAAAUAUGUCAAACAAUGGUCCGCAGUCAAACCAAAGACUGGGGUUCCGUACACAUUUGACAUUGGAUAUGAGCGUUUUCUUGGACCAGAGAUCUUCUUCCAUCCUGAGAUGUACUCUGCUGAUUUCUCCACUCCUUUACCUGAACUGAUUGAUAGCUGUGUUCAAUCUGCACCAAUUGACACGAGGAGAGCUUUGUAUAAGAAUAUUGUAUUGUCUGGUGGAACUACCAUGUUUAAAGACUUCCACAAGAGACUCCAAAAUAAUAUAAAGAAGAUAGUAGAUGAUCGUGUUGCUGCAACUAAUGCCCGUCAUCAUGUGGAAGUGAAACCUGUUGAGGUCAACGUGGUCACCCAUCCUAUACAGAGCUAUGCAGUUUGGUUCGGGGGUUCAGUAGCUGCAUCUAGCCCUGAAUUUUUUGAGUCCUGCCACACGAAGGAAGAGUAUGAGGAACAUGGAGCAAGCAUCUGCCGAACAAGCACCGUUUUCAAAGGGAUGUACUGAAGUUCUUUUUUUUGUAGCGCUACUAGGUUUUUCCAAAUAGAAUAGAGUCAAAAUUGAUUCUUCAUUUAGCAUCAUUGGGGCCAUUAGAUUGGUAGCUCAAUAUGUAGCUCUCUGUUCUGUAACCCAUGUUGUGUAUAGCCAGCACUCUCCCCGUUCCAGGUGCAUAUUUAUAGCCAAUUUUCGUGGUACACGCAUUUUCCCCAAUUGUUCAGA
Lolium rigidum is the source of this 1596-nucleotide messenger RNA. RefSeq names its product actin-related protein 3-like. Gene Ontology annotation, cellular component: actin cortical patch; Arp2/3 protein complex. Gene Ontology annotation, biological process: Arp2/3 complex-mediated actin nucleation. The coding region runs from base 76 to 1383 and encodes 435 amino acids. The record is from RefSeq and is a predicted model, not a curated record. Gene Ontology annotation, molecular function: actin filament binding. NCBI's taxonomy places the organism in Eukaryota, Viridiplantae, Streptophyta, Magnoliopsida, Poales, Poaceae. The transcript has 10 exons.